AUGUCACUAGGAGAUGACUUGGAUGACGGCUUGGAGUAUGAGGUUCAGGAAAGUGACUCUGAAGCUGCUGUUGAAGUUCCUGGAAGUCCAAUCGAGUCGGAGACCGUGAAAAGAAGCCGAAGAAGCAGCGAGACAGAUGAUUCAAAUAAAUCGCAAAGUAAACGUCAAAAGAAGCUGGCCAAUUCCAAACUGCAUCAAAAGAAACUGGAGAAGAUGGAACACGACGCGGAACAGAAAAAACUACUGCCAAGGUCCAGCUCAGAGCGUAUUUCCGAAUACCUAGCAACUCUCAUUCGGGAGAAAAAUCCAGAUCUGAGUGCUUUGGAGCUCGAGGAACAGUAUUUCAAGAAAACUAAUUUUAUUUCUACCGAGAGGUAUGAAAAGGAAAGAAAUUUGGAUAACUUGCAAGACUUUGUUAACACUUUCUCGAAGUCUCCUAGAGCCGUGGUUCUCUCAGCUUCGAAUAUUAGAGUGGCAGAUGUUUUCAGAAGCUUAGGUGGUUCCCAAACUGCUGUCAAACUGUUUUCAAAGACUAAAUUGAAAGACGAUGUGGCACGAGUUGACCAGCUUUUGAAAGGUUCUGACUCGAAAGAUGGCAAGACAGGUAAAUCAAAAGCCAAAGACAAGAAGAAGGAGAAAGAAGUGAAGUACUACAUCUCGACACCUGCGCGAAUGGCCAAAAUUACGGAAGCGACAGAUUCUUUUUUUGAAGGUAAAGAGAAACUGGAUAUCUUCUUAGAUGCUAGCUACUUGGAUCCAAAAACUAACACGUUAUUCACAAGCGAAGACUGCGCUGCACUAUUUAAAGUCUUGAGGGACUUUUUGAACAAAAAAAGUUCAGUAAAGAUUUUGUUGUUUUAA
Lachancea nothofagi CBS 11611 is the source of this 861-nucleotide messenger RNA. Lineage: Eukaryota; Fungi; Ascomycota; Saccharomycetes; Saccharomycetales; Saccharomycetaceae. The record is from the annotation of a GenBank genome assembly.